Messenger RNA from Carassius gibelio (silver crucian carp), 1116 nucleotides. RefSeq names its product RWD domain containing 3 (gene rwdd3). Gene Ontology annotation, molecular function: protein binding. The transcript is spliced from 4 exons. NCBI's taxonomy places the organism in Eukaryota, Metazoa, Chordata, Actinopteri, Cypriniformes, Cyprinidae. The record is from RefSeq and is a predicted model, not a curated record. The coding region runs from base 135 to 926 and encodes 263 amino acids. Gene Ontology annotation, biological process: positive regulation of protein sumoylation; positive regulation of hypoxia-inducible factor-1alpha signaling pathway.
CGGAACUGGGUUUCUAUAGUAGUGUUUCUACACGGAAUAUGAAAAAAGUAGUUCAGUAACAAACAGAUCAUAUGAAACCCUUACAGUGAACACUUUUAAAUCAUAAUGUGGAUUUUCGUACGGGGACUGCAAAAAUGUCGAAGGAAGCGUAUGAUGAAAUGUCAGUUUUAUCUGCCAUAUACUGUGAACAGAACGAGUUCGAGUUGUUAGAAGAGUCAGCUGAGAGGGGAAUCGUCUACCGCAUACACGCACUGAUUGAAAGAAACAAUGAGAAGACACCACUAGCCCUAACAUUCCACAUCUGCCCUGACUACCCUCACACCCCUCCAGAUGUCAGCAUCGCUUCCAGCCACUUGUCGAGAAAACAGUGUCAAGACCUGAGGCUGCAUUUACUGGAAACAGCACGAUCACUUCCACCAGAGCCCAUGGUCCACGACUUAAUGCUGAGGCUUCAGGAAAACUUCUCAGACUUGAUCAAAACAUCAAGCUGCGAUUCAGCGGAGAUCAGACCAGAAUCUACAGAAGAAACCUGGACUGCUUUACUACAUUUAGAUCACAUGAGGUCCAAAGCAAAAUACAUCAAACUUAUUGAAAAAUGGGCUUCAGAACUGUGUCUCACUGGGAGACUCUUUACAGGGAAGCCCAUAUUGAUUCUUUUGCAAGGAAGAAAGGAAGAUAUUAAAGAAUACAUCCACCUUCAGAAGACGGUUAAAGUAGAUGUUGACUCUUCAGGGAAACGCUGUAAGGAAAAGAUGAUGAGCGUCCUGUGUGAGAUUCCACAGCCAGAGAAGAUACUGAUGUCUACAUUUGAAGUUAAAGAUAUUUUAUCACUUGAGGACCUCAGAAGGGAGUUUGAUCUUAUUGGACUGCCUGAGCUUUAUAAGCAGUUUGUGUGUCCACUCAUCCGACAGGAAGCUGCUGUGUAACACACACUCUCUCCACUGGGAGGAGCCAGACUCAAUUACUGUCUACAGUUCUUUGAUGGAAUCCCAUCAUAAAAUGCAUCAUGCAGUAUUUUAAGAAGCAUACUAUGUAAAAUAUGCUAAAUAUGCUGACAUGUCUCCUCAUAGAGUUGGACUGUUGGAAACGUUCACAAUAAAAUGUAUGGUAAACUUA